Messenger RNA from Durusdinium trenchii, 2769 nucleotides. NCBI's taxonomy places the organism in Eukaryota, Dinophyceae, Suessiales, Symbiodiniaceae. The record is from the annotation of a GenBank genome assembly.
AUGAAACGUGCCGACCUGAUCGCAGCCCUCGAAGAGCUGGGGGAAUCUCCUCCAGGACGCUGGACUGUGACAGAGAUGCGCAGCCGACUGAUGCACCUGCACGAGGAACAUGGCAUCGUGCUGGGCAAGACCAAGCGCACCUCACUUCAGGAAAUGGUGGUUCAGCUGAACAAGGCCAGUGGUCGAAAGGCCAACCUCCAACAACACUGCCAGGACUUGGGAGUGCCCUUCACGGGCAACGAGACCAAGGCCCAACUCCAGAAGUCCGCCAUGAUCCGCAUCUACGAGAAGAGUGCCCCGGACCCUACCGACCCGGUGGGAUUUGAGAAGGGAGCGUCCCUCACCUAUGCCGAAAUCAAGGAGGAUCAGCAGUACUGCAACUGGGUGAAGCUCACAUGGCAGGAGAACCCAAAAUCCUGCUGCCCUCAGCUGGCACGCCUUGCCCAGUGGCUGUUGAACGAGAAUGUCAAGAUGGAACCGGACGAGAACCCCAAGACCUCAAAGGGUUACCCGAGCGAGCCCGACCUGAAGGUCAUCUCUCUCAAGAAAGAACCAUCACGCGCCGCCAGCAGCAGCGCUGCCAGCAGCAGUGUGCCCUCCUCAGCGAUUGUCGAUGUUCUCCAGACCUUGACCGAGACGGUGAAGGAGCUGAAGGACGAGAUCCAAGAUGCCAAGGAAGGGAAGCGCAAGGGUCAGAAGACCAGCUCGGACUCCGAGAGACUAGGUGGCAAUGAGUUUGAAGACAUCACACAGGAGGUGCCCACAGAGACUCAGUGGCAAGAGGACCAAGACGAGCCCAUGCCACCAGCCCCUCGUGAGGACAACACCGCUGUGGAGAUGGACAUACAACUUCCACAAAGCAAACGGCAGUGGCAAGAGUUCAUACAAGACCCAGGACCAGUUCAGAGAACAACAGGGAUGACCUCGACCGAGAUCCACCGGUCGAAAGAUGGUGUGCCGCAGUGGGAUGGGGACUCCGUGAGUUUCCAAGACUAUGAAGAACAAGCUCUCCAGUGGGAACAGGGUAUCCCAUACCACAAAAGAUACUUAGCUGGACCCAAACUAGUGGCAGAACUGAGUGGGCCCGCCAGAAGGUAUGUGAUGGGGAAGAGGCCGCAAUGGUUGUCAUUCAAUGGGGGUGUCCUCCACUUACUACAACACCUCCGAGAAUGCUUGGGAAGGCCAACGAUCCCCGAAACGACAGAGUACCUGAACAAGUACUUCCGCCAUAGUCGAAGACGACGAUUUGAGAACAUGAACACCUACAUCACCCGCAAGGUGGAAGUCUAUCAUCGAGCCCGACAGUCGCUCGCCCGGGUACAGCAGUUCUUUGGGAAACAUCACAGAGAUCACCGUGAACAUGAGUGGCAGCAGCGCCGUUGGAGCCAAUCUUCAUGGGAUGAUUGGCAGGGCACCAACUGGCAACGUCAGCCAGACCAGGAAGAACACGAUGAGGAGGAGCAAUGGUAUGAUCCUCCGAGUGAGGCACCGGAUGCACCUUCGUGGCACCAGUCACAAACCAGCUAUGGCUAUGGGUACAACCCCGUGGAUGAUGAGCCAUGGAAGCUGAACACCGAUGAGCUACCAGCCUACCUCCUGAAGCAGACCUACUCGAAGAUGCAUGGUGUCACUUGCCUGCGUUGUGGCAAAGGACAUAGAACCUCAGAGUGUCCUGAGAAGCCUCAGGAUCAGAAGAACCAAGGACAUGUGACCAUUACCGAAGAGGCACCCUUCUUUUGCUUCACCGAGGAGGCCCUGACCGUCAACGGCCUCGACACUGCACGCACUACCCAGGAAGCCGUUCUUGCUGGCUGUGCAGUGAUUGACGGUGGAGCUACAAAGACGUUGGGCAGUGUAGCUGCCAUUCAGGCAGUCAUGGAUCAGAACUUGGGAAAGCACGGCGAAAGCCGCAUCCAAGCCGUCGAUCCUCAGAACCAACCACAGUUCGGAUUCGGAAAUGGUUCACAAGACAAGUGCAUCUCCACCACUCAGUUGAAGGUGACAGCCAAUGACCGCCUCACCAUGGUCAGCCAGAUGAAACGUGCCGACCUGAUCGCAGCCCUCGAAGAGCUGGGGGAAUCUCCUCCAGGACGCUGGACUGUGACAGAGAUGCGCAGCCGACUGAUGCACCUGCACGAGGAACAUGGCAUCGUGCUGGGCAAGACCAAGCGCACCUCACUUCAGGAAAUGGUGGUUCAGCUGAACAAGGCCAGUGGUCGAAAGGCCAACCUCCAACAACACUGCCAGGACUUGGGAGUGCCCUUCACGGGCAACGAGACCAAGGCCCAACUCCAGAAGUCCGCCAUGAUCCGCAUCUACGAGAAGAGUGCCCCGGACCCUACCGACCCGGUGGGAUUUGAGAAGGGAGCGUCCCUCACCUAUGCCGAAAUCAAGGAGGAUCAGCAGUACUGCAACUGGGUGAAGCUCACAUGGCAGGAGAACCCAAAAUCCUGCUGCCCUCAGCUGGCACGCCUUGCCCAGUGGCUGUUGAACGAGAAUGUCAAGAUGGAACCGGACGAGAACCCCAAGACCUCAAAGGGUUACCCGAGCGAGCCCGACCUGAAGGUCAUCUCUCUCAAGAAAGAACCAUCACGCGCCGCCAGCAGCAGCGCUGCCAGCAGCAGUGUGCCCUCCUCAGCGAUUGUCGAUGUUCUCCAGACCUUGACCGAGACGGUGAAGGAGCUGAAGGACGAGAUCCAAGAUGCCAAGGAAGGGAAGCGCAAGGGUCAGAAGACCAGCUCGGACUCCGAGAGUUUCCACAAGAUCUGA